Molecule: messenger RNA, 747 nt
Organism: Arachis stenosperma
Lineage: Eukaryota; Viridiplantae; Streptophyta; Magnoliopsida; Fabales; Fabaceae
Product: thioredoxin F-type, chloroplastic-like
Exons: 3
Coding region: 57-620 (187 amino acids)
Source: RefSeq, a predicted model, not a curated record
CUACAAUAUGAGUUGAGCUCUAACAUUGGAAGUGAGUGAGAAAGAGAACCACAAAAAUGGCUCUGAAUCUAUGUGCUUCUUCUCCAAAGUGCAAAUGGGUUUCAAGCAACCCAUCAAUGAUGCUAGAUUCGUCACCAAAGUCUUCAUCUUUCUCUUCUUGUUCCAACAAAAUAAAGAUGGCAUCUACCCUCACCUUAACUACAUCAAAAUCAAACACGAGAAAGAGUGUGAGGAGUACAAGGUUGUUGAGUGUGAGAUGCAGCUUGGAAACUGCGGGCCCCACUGUGACCGUAGGGCAGGUGACCGAGGUCAACAAGGAUACCUUCUGGCCUAUUGUUAAUGCUGCUGCUGAUAAAACUGUGGUUCUUGACAUGUACACCCAAUGGUGUGGUCCUUGCAAGGUGAUGGCUCCAAGGUUCCAAGAGUUAUCUGAAAAGUAUCUUGAUGUUGUGUUUCUAAAGCUUGAUUGCAACCAAGAGAACAAGCCAUUGGCAAAAGAGCUUGGAAUUAGAGUGGUUCCAACUUUUAAAAUUCUGAAGGACAACAAAGUUGUAAAAGAAGUGACUGGGGCUAAAUUCGAUGAUUUGGUUGCUGCCAUAGAGGCUGUUAGAUCCAGCUAAAGGAUUGAAAACUAAACUAUUCUCUUAUCUUUCUAUGUAAAAAAUAAGAUAAAAUAAUAUUAUGCUUUAUAUAUAUAUCAUUUGUGUAAGUAUUUUUCUAAUGCAAUUAUAAUCUGAGCAAGAUCAA